UAGGAAAAGAUUAUUGAGCUGAUCUGUCGUAGCAGUACCUUCAAUGUCACGUUUCUUGUGAAACUCCUUCUUAAUUUGUUUAUUGUUGUAUCAGUCAUGUAUAGAACAAAUUGUUUAUUAUUUACCGCUGCGAACAACGUAUGCCGAAUGUUGGCUGCUUCCCUAAAUACACAUGGGAGCUCCCUAUGUGGAAAUAGCGGUGUGCAGCGAACGUUAUGCAGCAGUGCUGUCAGACUUCAGCAGAGCGCAGCAUCAACCACAGACUCUAGAAAAACCUCCAGUGACUUUAGUAUUUUUCCUCCGCUGCCUGGUGAGGACAGUCCACUGAGAUGGGAAGGAAAGAAGUUUGAGGAGUUACCUAUCGCUCACAUUAAAGCCACAUACAACAACACACACAUCCAGGUGACAGACAACGCAGGUCAGUCAAUGAUCAAGACGUCUUGUGGAACCGAAGGAUUCAAGAACAUCAAAAAAUCUACACCCAUCGCUUCUCAGACUACAGGCAUCUCUGCUGCCAUAAAAGCCACAGCUAAAGGAGUUACAUUUGUUCGUGUUGUGGUAAAAGGAAUUGGUCCUGGACGUUUGUCUGCAAUCAAAGGGUUGACGAUGGGAGGCCUGAAGGUGGUAUCCAUCACUGACAACACCCCUGUGCCACACAACGGAUGCCGCCCACGCAAAGCCAGAAGAAUUUGAUCCCCUCAGCCAGAACACACUCCAACAGGAGGGUGCGGUUGCAUUGUAAUGCGUUAAUAAAGUGUUUUGUUGUGUAACA
This is a messenger RNA of Betta splendens (Siamese fighting fish), 772 nucleotides long. It is a transcript of the gene mrps11, whose product is annotated as mitochondrial ribosomal protein S11. The transcript has 6 exons. Gene Ontology annotation, molecular function: mRNA 5'-UTR binding; small ribosomal subunit rRNA binding; structural constituent of ribosome. Lineage: Eukaryota; Metazoa; Chordata; Actinopteri; Anabantiformes; Osphronemidae. The record is from RefSeq and is a predicted model, not a curated record. Gene Ontology annotation, biological process: maturation of SSU-rRNA from tricistronic rRNA transcript (SSU-rRNA, 5.8S rRNA, LSU-rRNA); ribosomal small subunit assembly; translation. Gene Ontology annotation, cellular component: ribosome; mitochondrial small ribosomal subunit. Bases 97 to 693 code for a protein of 198 amino acids.